AUGUCAUAUCGUGGUUCAAAGUCCGGUACCGGUAAAAUGGGCAAACGACCGAAAAACACCAAAAGUGAUAUAGGUGAUGAAAGCGUGAAAACUGGGGAUAACGGUAGUGAUGAUGUGGUAGUGGUAGAUCAGUUGGGAAAGACUAUCGAAGGACUAUCCUGUAAGAGCUGCGGAGAACUGGAUACAGAUGAAAUGGUGCAAUGUGACCAGUGCGAUGGAUGGCAUCACUAUGAUUGCGUUGGAGUUACGGAUGAAGUUGUUAACCAGAGCUGGAGUUGUACUAACUGCAAGACCGCGAAAUGGACUCAGCGAACUACGACAACUACAUACAAGGAUUCCACGCGUCAAGAUGCUCAAGAGGGGUAUAGUUUCAGGCGCCGUUCGUCUGUGAGUGAACUCCCGACAGCUAAGGAGGUAUGUGCAAAAACCGAUACACUCAAGUCUACUCAUUCCGAGAAAACAGGGAAUUAUGUCACAGCGCCAAGAUUGCUGAAGCAACUGCCGAAGUCAGCAUCGUUGAAGCCAUCGGGGAAAUUAGCUCAUUUGUUGAAUUCUCGAAUUGACUCAAGGAAGGAAAAGCUUUUCGUGCCAUCAACGGAUGGAUUGCCAGAGAUCGAACUGGAGAACGCUUCUUCUGGUCCCUCUUGUUCAUCAUCGCAGAGAUCCGCUAGGAAUCGCGCCAAGUUGCAGUUAUUAAAAUUGCAAGGAGAAAGAGAAUACGAUGAGCAGAUGGCUGACCGGCGACGGGCAGCUGAAAAAGAGGAAGCAGAAAAGCACAAAGCGUUCCUAGCACAGAAGUAUAAGAUCCUGGAGGAUCUGGCGAGUGAAAGGGGAUCGAGUCGUAGUUCGAGUUCUAGCCUCGCCAAAAGCCGGGUUGAUGAGUGGGUGCUCACUGCAAGACGGACGCAGUUGGAAAAUGAACGAGCAUUUCGGCAACAUCAACAGCAUCAGCGAGCAGAUCUGCAGCGAGAGGAGAGACUACUACGACCACGACAAGAGCAGUUACAAACCAAGCAAUCGAACCAUAUCAGCUUUGAAGCACUUCCUAGACCCAAGCAAACGAUGCCCCCCAAUUCUGAGUUCUGCAUUCCUGGAAAUAUACCCCAGUCAACACAAGUUCAGUACGAGGACAACUUACGUAGGCAAGUGGGCGAUACAGACCGACGCACCCACGCAGUGCCAUUCGGACGAUCUCAUCAGCCUUUGAUAAACUCAACGAUUGUUGAAGACGACUUCGACCAGUUCCAGUUUUCACGGUCCCAAAUCGCAGCACGACAAUCUGUGUCCAAGGAUCUGCCCAUAUUCUCCGGCAACCCGGAAGAUUGGCCCAUCUUCCUAUCCAUGUUCAAUAGCACGACAGCAAUGUGUGGGUUCACAGAAGAUGAAAACCUUGUACGGCUGCAAAGAAGUUUAAAGGGGAGAGCUUAUGAAGCUGUCAAGUGCAGGUUAAUGCAUCCUGGCAACGUACGUGGUGUGAUGGACACUCUGAGAAUGCUGUACGGUCAACCGGAAGUAAUAGUGCAUUCGUUAAUUGCGAAAAUAAGCUCGCUACCUGCAAUUCGGGAGGAUAGACUGGAAACAUUGGUGGACUUCGCCGUAAAUGUGCAAAACUUUUGUGCAACUGUUGAGUCAUGUGGACUGGAGGAGUACAUGUAUAACAUCACUUUAUUACACCAACUCGUCAGUAAACUGCCACCGACAGUGAAGCUAAAUUGGGCACAACACCGAAGAGAGCUUCUGACAGUUAAUUUGGCAACUUUCAGUGCAUGGAUUUACUCUCUAGCAGAAGCAGCAAGUUCCGUCACAUUCCCUACGAUCCCACUGGAUACGAAACCAGUUUCCAACGAUGUCUGCCGGACCAAGAAAGGAAACAUCUACCUCAACGCCCACUCGGAAACUACCGUCGAAUACAGGACUAAAUCGAAUUAUUGUCCGAGGUCAUCAGAGGAAGCCGCGCUGGCGUCAGUUGACACGUGCCCAGUAUGCAAGGAAGGUUGCAAAUCUGUGGAUAGGUGCAAAAGGUUCCUGGAACUGUCGAGAGACUCUAGAUGGGCUGUAGUCCGAGAGUUUGGGUUGUGCCGAACGUGUCUUCGCCAACACAAGGGAAAUUGCAGGGCCAAACCAUGUGGGAAACAUGGAUGUGAAUAUAGACAUCACGAACUACUGCAUAAUGACCAGAAAGAGAAGUACCAUACCGACACCCCGCACGGAGAUCAACAACCGUCUCAACCUGAAGCUGCCAGCUCCGGCCAUGGCUGCCACACUCAUCAGACGACAUCAAGCUCUGUUCUGUUUCGGUAUCUUCCAGUUAUACUCUUUGGUCGAGAAAAAGUAGUACACACAUAUGCUUUCCUGGACGAGGGUUCAGCGCUAACUCUAGUCGAUCAAGAUUUAGCUGACGAGCUACAGUUAGAUGGGACGCUGAGUCCGCUAUGUCUUCGUUGGACGGGGGGAAAUCAACGCUACGAGAAGCAGUCCCGAAUUGUCAAGCUUCACAUAAGUGAGAAACACAAUGAAGCUAGAAAGUUUCAAUUAGAAGAUGUGCGAACGGUGAAUGAACUUAUGCUACCCCUCCAAACUUUGGAUAUCGAUGAACUUGUAGAUUUGUAUCCUCAUCUCAAGGGGUUACCUAUCGAGUCAUACCAUGACGCGCGACCUCGUAUUCUGAUCGGAAUGAAGCACGCUCAGUUGGGGUUAACUUUGAAUAGUAGAGAAGGUGAAUUUGGUCAACCAAUUGCCAUGAAGACACGACUUGGCUGGACUGUUUGUGGAGGAAUGCGUGCCGGAGAGACGUUAAACAUGCAUCAUUACAUUUUCCACGUCUGUGCAUGUGACGAACAAAUCGACGAAGACUUGCAUAAAACGAUGAAGGAAUACUUCUCUUUAGACAGCCUUGGGGUGACCCAGCCAAACAAGCUGCCUUUAUCUUCUGAAGACGGACGAGCACAAUCACUAUUGGUGUCGCUUACGCACUUCAACGGUGAACGCUACGAAACAGGUCUGCUCUGGCGAUACAAAGACGUUCGUCUGCCCGAUAGCCGUGAUAUGGCUCUACGGCGCCAUGAAUGCUUGGAGCAUCGUAUGGCGAAGAACCAACAGCUGGCAGAAGUGCUACAGGAGAAGAUUGCCGAUUAUGCCGCAAAAGGCUAUAUUCGCAGGCUUUCCGACGACGAGGUUAAGCAGCAGUCCGCGCAGACAUGGUUCCUACCAGUAUUCCCAGUAAUUAAUCCGAACAAACCCGGAAAGGUUAGAAUAGUGUGGAAUGCAGCAGCCAAAGCUCACGGAAAAUCCUUGAAUUCUGCAUUAUUGAAAGGCCCGGAUUUGCUAUGCUCUCUUCUGACCAUUCUGCUACGAUUUCGUCUGCAUCCUGUUGCAGUAACUGGAGAUAUAUGUGAAAUGUUCCACCAGGUACUGAUUCGUGAAGAAGACCAGCGAUACCAAUGCUUCUUUUGGACGGAUGAAAAUAACAAACUCGUGGUUUAUGCUAUGAGAGUCAUGACCUUCGGGGCAUGCUGCUCUCCGAGUACCGCUCAGUACGUAAAGAACGUUAACGCAGAACGAUUCAAGAUGGACUACCCAGAAGCAUACGAAGCCAUUACGAAGUCGCACUAUGUCGACGACAUGCUGAUCAGCGUUGGUUCCGAGGAUGAAGCAAUUCAAUUAGCAAAAGACGUGAGGCACGUGCACGCCCAAGGUGGAUUUCAUAUUAGAAAUUGGAUAAGCAAUUCCAGAGUAGUCACUUCAGCGUUGCAAGAAACAAACACGGAAGAAAAGAGUCUCGAUCUAUCAUCGGGAUUGUCCACGGAAAAGGUAUUGGGUAUGUGGUGGAAUACAUACCUCGAUGUUUUCACCUACAAGGUCGGCUGGAACCGGUACGCCGAAACAUUGCUGAAAGGUGGAAGACGUCCUACGAAACGAGAGGUUCUACGAGUCCUGAUGACUAUAUAUGAUCCACUUGGACUAAUCGCACACUUCCUAGUAUAUCUGAAGGUUCUGUUACAAGAUAUAUGGCGAUCUGGUGUAGCCUGGGACGAGGAGAUAAACGAGGAUGCGUUCGAUAAAUGGCUAUCGUGGAUAAAAGUCUUGCCGCAAGUCGAAAAUGUGAGAAUUACUCGAUGCUAUUGUCCCAGCUUUCCGAUUAGCGAAGCAGAUGAGGUGCAGCUACACACGUUCGUUGAUGCUGGAAAGGAUGGAAUGGCAGCCGUUUCGUUUCUACGAAUUGUCAAGAACGGGAAUAUCAGCUGCUCUCUCGUCGCUGCAAAAUCCAGAGUAGCACCAUUGAAACUAACAUCGAUUCCCCGACUUGAGUUACAAGCCGCAGUGAUUGGCGCACGACUCGCGCGUACUGUCGUUGAAACUUUAGGUAUGCGAUUAACAAAGAAAGUUUAUUGGUCUGACUUUAGAGACGUUCUAUGCUGGAUAAACUCGCAUCGUCGACAGGAUCAGUUCGUCGGAUUCAGAGUCGCUGAAAUUCUGGAAACUACGGAGGCACGAGAAUGGCGUUACGUACCCACAAAGCUAAAUGUUGCUGACGACGCUACGAAGUGGAGCACACUUCCAGAUCUAUCUGUCGAGAGCCGGUGGUUCAAUGGAUCGAAUUUCCUGUGGUCAACCGAGGACGAGUGGCCGCAGCUCACAAUCCAGGCCACAGAAACCGAUAUAAGACUUGAGGAAGGGCAUCUAACUCAUCACGUUCUCCCAGAACCAGUCAUUCACGUUGAGGACUACUCCAACUGGGUACGGCUUAGGAGAGUGGUCGCCUGGAUGCUACGAUUCAUAGCAAGCUGCCGGUUGAAGCUCCAAAAGAAGUUGUUCAGUACGGGAUCGCUUACCGAUGGCGAACUACACUUGGCCGAAACAUACCUGAUUCGUAGCGCCCAGCAAGAAUGUUUUUCUAAUGAAAUCCACAUUUUGCAAAAUACGCCAAGAAAGGUUGGAGAAUUUGUAACACCUCUGCCAAAAUCUAGUCCACUGUAUAAGCAAGCGCCGUGGUUGGAUGAAUGCGGCGUAAUCCGGAUGAGAACCCGUAUAGCCGCCUGUCAGUAUGCCACCGAAGGCGCCAAGCAACCCAUCAUCCUACCGAGAAAACAUCAUAUCACUACUCUUAUAAUAUCCCACUACCACAAUAAAUACCACCAUCAAAACCACGAAACAGUAAUAAACGAACGACGUCAGAUAUACCACAUUGGGCGCAUACGUUCGUGUUUCAAUCAAGUGCGUAGAGAUUGUCAAAGAUGCAAGAUUGCAAGCGCCGAACCAAACCCUCCAAUCAUGGCUGAUCUGCCUCCUGGUCGACUAGCGGCUUUCGAACGUCCGUUUACGCAUACUGGAGUCGACUACUUUGGUCCCAUCCAAGUAGCGGUCGGUAGACGAAUCGAGAAACGGUGGGGAAUGUUAGCAACCUGUUUGACUGUUCGAGCGAUACAUAUCGAAGUAGUGUAUUCGUUGACUACUAGCUCUUGCAUCAUGGCAAUCCGGAACUUCGUCGCUCGACGUGGUCAACCUCGUAAGUUCUACAGCGACCGUGGAACAAACUUCAUUGGCGCAGAACGAGAGCUGGAAAGACUCGGCGAAGCAGUCGAUCACAACGAGAUCAUAAAAGAGCUCACUUCUUCCGUAGGCGAAUGGACGUUUAAUCCUCCGCUAGCUCCACAUAUGGGAGGGAGCUGGGAACGGUUGAUACGAACCGUUAAGAAUAACCUGAUGGUGGUUUGCUCGACCAAGACUCCGUCCGACGAAGUUCUUCGCAAUCUGUUGACCGAAAUCGAGAACAUAGUGAAUUCUCGCCCGUUAACGCAUGUGCCGGUAGACGAUGACUCUGCUCCGGCUCUAACUCCGAACCAUUUUCUACUCGGUUCAUCCAACGGUACGAAGCCACUGGUCACUGCAGACGAUAGUGGGAUAGCUUUGAAGCAGAACUGGUGCACUUCGCAGAUCUUGGCAAACAUGUUCUGGAAACGGUGGGUGAGUGAUUAUUUGCCAGAAAUUACACGUAGGACAAAAUGGUUCAUGCCGGUGAAACCCAUCGUUGCUGGAGAUAUAGUACUUAUCGUCGACCCAAAGAUGCCCCGGAACUGUUGGCCAAAGGGAAUAGUCAUCAGUACUAUCAUCAGCCGCGACGAUCAGGUGCGGUCCGCAACCGUAAGAACGGCCACUGGUAUCUACGAACGCCCAGCAUCAAAGUUGGCAGUACUGGAUGUUCAGCGCGUCAAGCAGUAA
This is a messenger RNA of Topomyia yanbarensis, 6219 nucleotides long. RefSeq lists its product as uncharacterized. NCBI's taxonomy places the organism in Eukaryota, Metazoa, Arthropoda, Insecta, Diptera, Culicidae. Bases 1 to 6219 code for a protein of 2072 amino acids. The transcript has a single exon. Gene Ontology annotation, molecular function: nucleic acid binding. Gene Ontology annotation, biological process: DNA integration. The record is from RefSeq and is a predicted model, not a curated record.